Molecule: messenger RNA, 3412 nt
Organism: Thamnophis elegans (Western terrestrial garter snake)
Lineage: Eukaryota; Metazoa; Chordata; Lepidosauria; Squamata; Natricidae
Gene: ERCC3
Product: ERCC excision repair 3, TFIIH core complex helicase subunit
Exons: 15
Coding region: 805-3144 (779 amino acids)
Biological process (GO): nucleotide-excision repair; transcription initiation at RNA polymerase II promoter
Cellular component (GO): nucleotide-excision repair factor 3 complex; transcription factor TFIIH holo complex; transcription preinitiation complex
Molecular function (GO): hydrolase activity; DNA binding; 3'-5' DNA helicase activity
Source: RefSeq, a predicted model, not a curated record
UUUUUUUUUUUCUAUUGGAAGGUCAUUAAAUACUGAAUUCUUCAAAAUAAUAACUGAUGGGAAAAUUCCGCAUUUGUAGCAAUCUUUCUGGUGAAAUGUGGAUCAGAUAGUGCUGAGUUACACCUGAAUGUUGGAAGCCUCUUGGAAUUUGGCGAGAACUACUGAGUGGAGGCACAAAGUUGAAAUAUUCUAACAAGUCAACAUUGUUAAGAGGAGAUAUUUCUGCUCGACAGUGAAGAGACCCUAAAUUACAUGGCUGAUGUAAAAAGUUUUAGUAGUCUCAUAAUUGGGAUUUGUUCUUCAAAAAGCAAAAAAUCUCACCUACAUCCAUUUCCCACACAGCAAUAGAUCUCAUCGAAUUAAAAAAGACCUUCCUGGAAUGCAUCGACACUGCCAAGAUUAAAAAGGUUUGUACUGGAAGAAGGUUCCUGCAGACCUGCCCUUGAAGCGGCUGUUCUACAAUCAUACGGAAGCUGUGCGGACAUGUCUUCCGUCGUUUGGGGGUUUUCAACCUUCCAUCCCCAGUCCUGCUGAUAAGCCCUGAGAUUUCCUGAAGGCCUCCUAUCCCCGGUUCGCCAAGUUUUCGCUCUGCCUCCUGGGAAGAUUUGUCCCGCCCGCUCCCCGCGGAGCGAUAAAACGAUCCAAUCACCGACUACUGCAAAAUCGUCCUCCCCCUCGAGGUUCAACCCUCCUGAUUACGUCACAGAGGAGGAGCAAUCGGAUUCGCUUUCUUCUGCUUCGGAAGCGGUGGGGCUCCCCGGAGACGCUCACGGGCGGGCGCUGCGUUGCCGGAACUCCUUAGAGAUGGGCAAGAAAGAGCGAGAUAAGAAGAAAUUGAAAAAACGCCACUAUGAGGAGGAAGAGGAAGAAGAAUAUGACCUUACAGGCAAAGAGUCCCAAGAAGCAGUUCCAUCAGCUGCAGGGAAACAAGUGGAAGAGUCUGGGCCCAAAGUUGAUGAAUAUGGUGCAAAAGACUACAGGAACCAGAUGCCACUUAAAGCUGACCAUUCUUCCCGCCCAUUGUGGGUGGCUCCUGAUGGCCAUGUUUUCUUAGAAGCCUUUUCACCUGUCUACAAGUAUGCCCAGGAUUUUCUUGUGGCUAUUGCUGAACCAGUUUGCCGACCUACUCACGUCCAUGAAUAUAAACUGACUGCUUAUUCCCUCUAUGCUGCUGUCAGUGUGGGUUUGCAAACCAGCGAUAUCACUGAAUAUCUACAAAAGCUUAGUAAGACUGGUGUGCCUUAUGGGAUCAUUCAGUUUAUUAAGCUAUGUACAGUUAGUUAUGGAAAGGUGAAGCUGGUCCUGAAGCAUAACAGGUAUUUUGUAGAAAGCACCCACCCUGAAGUCAUUCAGCAACUUCUUCAGGACCAAGUUAUUAGGGAAUGUCGCCUGAGAAAUGCAGAGGGGGAAGAAACUGAACUCAUAACAGAAACGUUCAAGAGCAAAUCUGCGAUUUCCAAGUCUGGUGAAAAUAGUGGACCAUCAACUUCUCAAGGGGCAGAUGGUCAGAAUAAACCAGAUGUUCCUGCUGAUUUAUUUGAAUUUUAUGAACAAAUGGAUAAAGAUGAAGAAGAGGAAGAGGAAACUCAAACUGUGUCUUUUGAAGUGAAGCAGGAAAUGAUUGAAGAGCUUCAGAAGCGUUGCAUUCAUCUGGAGUACCCUCUGCUUGCUGAAUAUGAUUUCAGAAAUGAUUCAGUGAAUCCAGAUAUUAACAUAGAUUUGAAACCCACAGCUGUUCUCCGACCAUAUCAGGAGAAGAGUUUGAGAAAAAUGUUUGGGAAUGGUCGUGCUAGAUCUGGGGUUAUCGUCUUGCCUUGUGGUGCUGGCAAAUCGCUUGUAGGCGUAACAGCUGCUAGCACCGUCCGUAAGCGGUGCCUAGUAUUGGGUAAUUCUGCUGUCUCAGUGGAGCAGUGGAAAGCCCAGUUCAAGAUGUGGUCUACCAUUGACGAUAGCCAAAUCUGCCGAUUUACUUCUGAUGCCAAAGACAAGCCAAUUGGCUGUUCUAUAGCUAUCAGCACAUAUUCCAUGUUGGGACACACAACAAAGAGGUCAUGGGAGGCAGAGAGAGUGAUGGAAUGGUUGAAGAGCCAAGAAUGGGGUCUGAUGAUCCUUGAUGAAGUGCAUACCAUACCUGCAAAAAUGUUCAGGCGUGUGCUCACUAUUGUUCAGGCCCAUUGCAAGCUUGGAUUAACAGCUACUCUUGUCCGGGAAGAUGACAAAAUUGUAGACCUGAAUUUCCUGAUUGGGCCUAAACUCUAUGAAGCCAAUUGGAUGGAAUUGCAAAACAGUGGUUAUAUUGCUAAAGUCCAGUGUGCUGAGGUUUGGUGUCCAAUGUCUCCUGAAUUCUACAGAGAAUAUGUAGCUAUUAAAACAAAGAAGCGGAUAUUGCUCUAUACCAUGAACCCAAACAAAUUUAGGGCUUGCCAGUUCCUGAUUAAAUUCCAUGAACGAAGGAAUGAUAAGAUCAUUGUAUUUGCUGACAAUGUGUUUGCUUUGAAGGAGUAUGCUGUUAGAUUAGGCAAACCUUAUAUUUAUGGGCCUACAGCACAGGGGGAGAGAAUGCAAAUACUGCAGAAUUUCAAACACAAUCCCAAAAUCAAUACCAUCUUUAUCUCCAAGGUUGGUGAUACAUCUUUUGAUCUGCCAGAAGCCAAUGUUCUCAUUCAGAUUUCAUCUCAUGGAGGUUCUCGAAGGCAGGAGGCUCAGAGGCUGGGUCGAGUCUUAAGAGCUAAAAAAGGAAUGAUUGCAGAGGAAUACAAUGCCUUUUUUUAUUCUUUGGUCUCUCAGGACACUCAAGAAAUGGCAUAUUCUACAAAACGUCAAAGAUUUCUAGUAGAUCAAGGUUACAGCUUUAAGGUAAUUACUAAACUUGCAGGUAUGGAAGAGGAAGAACUUAUGUUUUCAUCCAAAGAAGAGCAGCAGCAGCUCCUCCAAAAGGUUUUACAAGCUUCUGACCUGGAUGCUGAGGAAGAGGUGGUUGCAGGAGAAUAUGGUUCCAAGUCAUCUCAGAUAUCUCGACAUUACGGCACAAUGAGUUCUAUGUCUGGAGCAGAUGAUACAGUUUACAUGGAAUAUCAAUCCUCACGAAGCAAGGCAUCUUCAAAUAAACAUAUUCACCCACUCUUUAAACGCUUUAGGAAAUAAUAUCAGGAAAAUGCAUUAUAGCUAUAAAAAUGUUAAAAUUUCAUAUUAUUUCAUAAUUAAGGAAAUGGAAUAAGCAAUUUGCUCACAACUGAAGAUAAUUAUUUCAGUAUUCUAUAUUCUUGGAAUAUUAUUAACUUUAUUUUUAUUUAACAGUUUCAGAGAUUCUUAAGAAUAUUUGAAUGUGUUUUAUAUUUAUAUUUGUAGUAAGAUGAUCAUAAGGGUGCAAAUACCUGAAAGCACUGAAUAAAAACACUCUAUAUUAAAAGAU